Messenger RNA from Branchiostoma belcheri (Belcher's lancelet), 4336 nucleotides. Its product is annotated as neogenin-like. Gene Ontology annotation, cellular component: adherens junction. NCBI's taxonomy places the organism in Eukaryota, Metazoa, Chordata, Leptocardii, Amphioxiformes, Branchiostomatidae. The record is from RefSeq and is a predicted model, not a curated record. The coding region runs from base 157 to 1551 and encodes 464 amino acids. Gene Ontology annotation, biological process: homophilic cell-cell adhesion; heterophilic cell-cell adhesion. The transcript has 10 exons.
GCCAGGUACCAAAGGUACGGCUGAGUCAGGCUUUGCCCACAGAAAACCGUUACAUUGUCCACAGAGUACCCGUGCGCCGUGGCCGUUCUGUUGCGAGACUGCCCAGAGACUUGUUGCAGUAAUUUAUCGUUCUGACGAAUAGUACACAACCUAAAGAUGCGCAUAAUAAUCUUCCUCCCUCUGCUGGCCUUGGUGCACACGACAGCUGCUCAGCGGUCUGUGGCACUCAAUGUGGGCCCCAUCAACUACCGAGUGAAUGAACUUGAGCCUGAGGAGCCGGAGCAAGCGACUCCAGUCACGCUUCAGUGCGACUUCAGCUCCGUGGGAUGGACCAUUCAGCCAGGCGACUUGGAGGAGAUCACCUGGUGGAAGGAAGACUGGGACAUCGGGGAGCAUGGCUACGAGUGGGAAGACAGGGGACGGCACGAGGUCCUGAACUUCAACACACAGAGGAACUUCGUCUCCUACGGCACCUUCAACAACUACGAAGGACGCACUAACCUGGAAGUGGACGAAAUGGGACGAAACAGGCUGACCAUCACACGCGCUAACAUCCGAGACAACGGAACAUUUGUGUGUGAGGUGGAGCUGUUCAGUGGGACCCAGAGACACCGGGCAGAGGCCACCAUGUACCUGGAGGUCCGCGCUAAACCGACGCGUCCAACAAUCAGGGCCUUCUAUCUGCCAGAAACCAGGGAAGUGAUGAUGAUGUGCAACUCCACGGACGGCAACCCCGGCCCCACCUUGAGCUGGUGGAACAACACACAGGACAACCCGCGCGGAAGGGAGCAACUGUUCGUGGACGCCCUCUUCCGAAACUACACCAGUAUCACAGGCUACGAAGACGCAGGUGCGACUAUCCGGUUCCGUAUAGAUGAGGAGAGGAACCUGAACGACAGGUACAGCUGCGAAGCUCAACAUCCACUGCUGUUCGAAAGGCGCCUGUACACAAACAUCACCCUGGCUAGGCCAGGCAUUCCGGAGAUCCGAGUCAGCCCCUACAUGGAGAACAACAUCCCGGCCGGGAAGGACGUGGUGCUGGAGUGCAGGGCCAGCGGUCAGCCCGAGCCCGUGUACGUCUGGAGGAGGAUCGGCCAGAUGCUUCCCAAUGGCCAGGAAACUUUCAUCGGGGAGCACCUCACCAUCUACGAUGUGCAGUCCAGCGAUGAGGGGAGAUAUGAGUGCACUGCUCAGAACGCGUUUGAGGAACGCAGUGCUGCAACCAGCAUCAUUGUGAGAGCUCCAGAAAACAUCAUCAAUGAGGUGGAACUGCAGGUGGACGACAGAGUCGAUGCCUUACUACGGGCUAAGAUCAUUGGUGGUGUGAUUGGAGCCGUGCUAGCCCUGGUGGUCGUCAUUGUUGUCGCUGUCAUUGCUUUCCAGCUGGUCAAGCGACGAGGUUCAACACCAAAUGUUUACAAACAGCCAACUCAGAGCCAACCAAUCACUGCUGAAGUAACAGCACUGGAGAUGGAAAUGGAAGCCCCUGAAACAACACCAAAGGAGAAGGAAGCAGCUGAGUAUGCCGCCCUAAAAGACUCGGAGGCAUGAUCUCCGUUGCUGAAAUCAGAUGUGUUUGAGCAUGUUUGUUCAUCAACAAAUGUUGAGAAUGUAGACAUAGUUUUUUUUAAGUAGACAUUAGAUUCUGCAUUUUGUGAAAGGCAAUGACUGCAAGUUACUAGUACAAAUGUGUGGUCCAUUGUGUUAAAAAGAAUACAAGUAGCCCCUAUACAGUAUGCACAUACUACACACACAUGCUUUCUUUCCUUCUCGCAUACUUCCACACAAAAUAUACAUGCCAUAGUGUUUUGGCUUACACUGAUACGUAAACCUAACAUUGAAAUAGAAAGCCAGUAGUAUAAUUAGCAAUUCUUAGGAGUAUCUGUAGAACAUCAAUGGUGAAAGAAAGGAAUAUCAGUUACACAAAAUUAGUGAAAAGUGCUCUGUUCAGUUUGUUAAGUAUCACUGAAACAUAAUGAAAUUUGCUUGCUAUUUUUGUCAAGCUGAAUUAUAAUAGAUACAAUCAUGAUUCCCCUCAUUGUAUAGAUUUCUCACGUGAACAAACGCUUCAUUUCUUCUUUACAUCCUUCCCUACAUGUCGAGUAGCAUACCACCAGUGUAGGAUAAUAGUGAAGCUGGCCAGGAAAAUUAUGACUCAAUAUUAUUACUUCUGUAUUAAUUUGCUAUUGCUUUGGAGACUGUUACAUGCAAGCAGACUUGUGCGGUGUGCUUACCUUCAAAUGGAAUAUAGCUGUUCUUUGAACACAGCAUAUUGUGUGUUAUGUUUGUUAUUUGCAGUGCGAUUCUGACGAAAGACAUAAGCACCAAAAUCUUCAUCAUAUGUUGCUUUGAGUCAAUUCUGCGUCACCAUGUGGGUUGCUAUUGUCAUUAUUCAUCUAUCAACAUGUAAAAUGACUACUGACUUGCUACACAAAACACAUGACUCAGGGUCUUGUCUCUGAGAAAUUUAUUUUCAUGAUGUUCUGACUUCCAGACACUUUACAUCCUGUUAUCAUCAUCUUUGCAUGCAUGACAGAAGCACAACUGCCUCCAAUCCAAGUUCCUCUUAUUCCAUAGAGAUCUCUUGCAAGCAAAUAACACAUCUGUUCAGAGGUCUUCCUACUUAAAGACAACAAGUAGUCUGCUAGUCUCAUCAGUCAAACAACUUUAAAUGGACAAUCCCAUUUACCACUGGUUCAGAGAACACACACCGUAUUAAACUUACAAAACACAAAAUGCAAAUCAGGGUUGAAACUUCACAAUAAUACUGUUCCAUAUUUUCCAAGCAUACAUGCUCUACAGGUAUUCACAAUAGAAUAUACAUAUUCAUGUCCUUGGACAGUCAGUCAUUAUCAUGCAUCUUACAAAAGAGAUUUUGAAAUUUCCUUAUCCCUAUGUACAAGGCCUUGUUAGACAGCACACAAUAUUACAAGGAAACAAAUUCACAAUACAGAUCUUGAAGCUUGUUUCACACUUCUUUUUUAUACAUAAAGAUUGCAGAACUAGUGUUUACACAGAUCCACCUUCACCUGACAAUAAAACCAUUUCUGUCUUCUUGAACAACUUUGCACAUGUACAGCAUCAGUGACUAGGGAUGUAUGGCAUUUCGUACCUGACACAGUUUGACACAACGAGAAAAGUUUAUAUUUAUAGGAUUGACCAGCAAGACAACAGGCCAAUGUUGAGCACGUGCUAUAUUAUGUAGCAGACAGAACUAAUAUUUAUUCUAAUGUUGACUUGUAAAAACAGACUUUUCAUCUUUUUUAAGAACAUGUUAACAAUUAGAUGGACACCUUUUGUCUUUUCACAUCUAUGAAAAGCUAGGAAUAGUAGACCAAAUAUUCACACAUUCACACACCACUAAAACUAUAGAGACCUUUCUAUACAACAUAUUUGACAAACUAGCUUCUUGUGAUAACAAAUCUCCAGACAAAUGUGAUAAAUGUUUUGUGGUGAAAAGUUUGUUCAGGUCUUGGUAGGUCUUCCUUGGUUGAUUUAGGUGGCAGUUUUCUUUCAAAUUCAUGACAAAGCAAGAUCCGUGAAUUUUCCAAAGUCCAUCACUCUGGCAUGAUUGACAGCAAGUCCAAUACAUGUACUCCAUGUGCACUUCAGGAACACUGGUAACAACAGCAGAGUGACAUGGAUGCAUGUCUACCAUAUCAGACUGCAUGGGUAUGGUUGGGAAACAUUGACCCGACUCUUCAAAGCAAAGUAGAGCAGAUUACUCACAAAAUCUGCAGAGCAACUGUGAUGUGGUAUGGAUUCAGGAGAGGACAGUGACAUCUACCUAACAAGCCUCCACCUGGCAUAGCUGGAUGGUAUUGUGGCUGUUAACCUUCUAUAGUCAAAAUGCAAACAUCAUGCCUAAAGUUCUCUACCUUCUAAAGUACAAUUGUAGACAUGUAUGUUGUGGAGCAUCAGCAGUCCAGUUCUCCCUUGAGCUAUCCUUAUGAAGGUUGCCUGAUGUAGAGAGUGACAGGGACACAAGCGGUUUUUAUCACACUCGUCAGUCUUGACUUGAGUCAACAUAACCUCUGAAAACUGGUACACUUGCAAAGAACAUGACUACCUGAAGACAGUGAGGCACCAAGUUGCAACAAUGACAAGACCACAAGCUGACAAAAGACAAGAACAAUAUGUGUCAUCUUAUGGUGGUAGCAAUAGAGUUAAAACAUGUUGCAACAUGUUGCAGGGUUUGAGGUACAGUCAUGUUACCCUCCUUCCAAGGCUCACUCACUAAUGUUACUUCAAAAUUCAAAGAACUAAGCUCCUUCACCAUAAAUUGUUUGGCACAUGCUGCAGAGCGUUUAAAAUAUUUCCAGAAGAGAAAAAAAAA